Molecule: messenger RNA, 1468 nt
Organism: Anopheles merus
Lineage: Eukaryota; Metazoa; Arthropoda; Insecta; Diptera; Culicidae
Product: carnosine N-methyltransferase
Exons: 6
Coding region: 109-1332 (407 amino acids)
Molecular function (GO): S-adenosylmethionine-dependent methyltransferase activity
Source: RefSeq, a predicted model, not a curated record
UUUUGUUUUGAUUUGCAAUCGUUGGAUACGCCACCGUUGAACGACGGGCAGGAGGUGCUUUUUUUGUUGUUUUGUUUCUUUAGCAGAAACCAACCCAACCACCCCGUCAUGGAAUCGUCUUCGUCUUCAAAAGGACACGCGCCCGAAACGGUGCCGGAAGAUCCGGAAGCCUGCCUGAUCGAAGACAUGGAGGAGGAGCGGAGAAACUUUUUCAAAAUCAUCGCCGCCUUCAAGUACUACAGGCACAGCUCGAUGGCGGAACUGAAGCGGAAGGAGUGCUUUCUCGAGACGCUACCACCGGCCCACCAGCAGAUGCUGACCAGCUACCGGGAGCACCUGCAGAACCAGCGGCGCUGCGUCGAGGUGAACGCGCAAGUGAUCAAGCAGAUCAUACAGGACGCCAACUGUCUGUUUCAAAAUGCGGACCACAACAUCGAGCCCGAGCUGCAGCCGGCGGACGGGUUGAAGCUGCGCUAUCAGGACUUUCAAAAGGUAGCGUUGCGGCACCGAUCAAAGCCGAUUAGUGACGAAAUUCAUUCACCCACGUGGUGGUUCUUUAUUCCUGCACAGGUGCAAAUCACGCUGAAGCAAAUCUUUCGCGACUGGAGCGAGCAGGGCAAGCUGGAGCGGGAUCAGUGCUACAGCCCAAUCGUACAGGAGAUUACGGCCUUCUUCAACCCGGCAAAGUAUGACCUGACAAAGGUGAAAAUUCUGGUGCCCGGCGCCGGGCUAGGGCGGCUAAUUUACGAGCUUGCCUGCCAGGGGUUUUACUGCGAGGGCAAUGAGUUUUCGCUCUUCAUGCUCAUUGCGUCCAAUUUUGUAUUAAACAGAUGCGUUGCUGCAAAUCAGUGUACAAUCUACCCGUGGGUGCACCAGGUGGUGAACAAUCUGAGCCAGCAGAAUCAGCUCGUUCCGGUUUCCUUUCCCGACGUUAGCCCCACAAAAUUCCCACCCAAAGGGACGAUGAAUAUGGUGGCGGGAGACUUUCUGCAGGUAUACCGGGACGAAGAUUACUGGGAGUGUAUAGCCACCUGCUUCUUCAUCGACUGUGCUAACAACAUCAUCGAGUUUAUCGAGGUGAUCAAGAAGAUACUGAAACCCGGCGGCAUUUGGGUGAAUCUGGGACCGCUGCUGUACCACUUUUCCGACGUGCCGCAGGAGGGCAGCAUCGAGCCGACGUACGAGGAUCUGCUGGAAAUUAUUCGCUCUCUUGGUUUCAUCAUUCUCAAAAAUGAAACAAACAUCGUGACGACGUACUCGCAAAACCCCACCUCAAUGCACCAAAGCCACUACAACAGCAUAUACCUGGUUUGCCAGAAACCAAACAACUGACCUUAUGCCAUCGCCUUCGCCAUCGUAGGCCGUAAUGAAUGUUGCGAAAUCAAAAGGAUUUAUAUGAUACACCGAGCAGGAUGUAACGAACUAUUUUCAUCGGAGCGAAUAAAGAGAAUUGAUUACGCUUUUCCCA